UGCAUAUGGGCGGGAAAAUUUCGACGAUGGUCAAUCCCGCCAAGUUUAAUUCGACAUGCCAUGGCAUCCAUAAAUACAUGACUAUGGUUUCUUCUUAACUUCAUGCAUUCACUCAGGACAGUUUAUUUGCGCAUGUUUUACUCCAUAUCCAGAAGCCAUUUCAGAUUCAACCAAGAGUUUUCUAUGAGGUUUUAGGGUUUCUGACAGCUACAGUAGAGGUGGGCUGUUGUGAUUUCUUUAGAAGCAAAUGAGCUUGGAGUUUAUCAAAUUGGUGCUGGAGUAAGAUUGUGGUUGAAGCCGAUUCAGGGUAUCUGAAAAUAUUGAAUAUGAGUGCAGUAAAUGUAACGAAUGUGACGGUGCUGGACAAUCCUGCAGCGUUUCUCAACCCCUUCCAGUUCGAGAUUUCAUAUGAGUGCCUUAUUCCUCUCAAAGAUGACUUGGAGUGGAAAUUGACAUAUGUGGGGUCCGCAGAAGAUGAGAAAUAUGAUCAAGUGCUUGAAAGUGUGCUAGUUGGCCCUGUUAAUGUUGGUAACUAUCGUUUUGUUUUCCAGGCUGACCCAGCUGAUCCUUCCAAGAUUCCCGAAGAGGAUAUUAUUGGUGUCACUGUACUAUUAUUGACAUGUUCUUAUAUGGGGCAAGAGUUCAUCAGAGUUGGAUACUAUGUGAACAAUGAUUAUGUUGAUGAGCAAUUGAGAGAGGAGCCUCCACAAAAAGUGCUUCUUGAUAAAAUACAGAGGAACAUCUUGGCUGAUAAGCCCAGGGUUACUAAGUUUCCAAUUCUUUUCCAUUCUACUGCAGAUGAACAAUCUGCUCUUUCAUCUGAGGCUCUUCUAGCUCCUGAUGCCUGUCUUCUAGGUAAUGAUAACAGUCUUUCCGCCUCUGAUUUAAUGGAAGAGGUGCUACCAGAGGGAAUUGCAAUUUGACCUCCUGGAUGUUUGUGCAUUGAAACUAACUUGGGCUUAAUGGUGGUAGCAUUAUCCUUAAACAGGCUUUUAGCAUAGUUUUAUUCCUCUAAUUUGGUGGGUGUUUUAGUCCAUCUUUGAUGUGUAUAUCGUUGACUUGUUGAAGGAUUCUAGGUGCAGGUGCAUUUUUCUGAUGCUCAUGGUAUAGUCAAGUCAAUAGUUAAUUGUGGCACCUGGAGUUUUAUCAGUUCAAUGUAAAAUUAGUGAUGGUGGUUCCAAAUCUUGUUAGUUGGACCUCCUCUUUCAUUGGUGGUUAUCCUUUGUUUCCUACAUUACAAAUAAAAGUGUUUGCAUUUGGGACUCUA
Messenger RNA from Cryptomeria japonica (Japanese cedar), 1267 nucleotides. Its product is annotated as probable histone chaperone ASF1A. Gene Ontology annotation, cellular component: nucleus. The coding region runs from base 327 to 923 and encodes 198 amino acids. The record is from RefSeq and is a predicted model, not a curated record. Gene Ontology annotation, biological process: DNA replication-dependent chromatin assembly. The transcript has 3 exons. Gene Ontology annotation, molecular function: histone binding. NCBI's taxonomy places the organism in Eukaryota, Viridiplantae, Streptophyta, Pinopsida, Cupressales, Cupressaceae.